Molecule: messenger RNA, 2064 nt
Organism: Zingiber officinale
Lineage: Eukaryota; Viridiplantae; Streptophyta; Magnoliopsida; Zingiberales; Zingiberaceae
Product: heparanase-like protein 1
Exons: 10
Coding region: 347-1930 (527 amino acids)
Cellular component (GO): membrane; plant-type cell wall
Molecular function (GO): beta-glucuronidase activity
Source: RefSeq, a predicted model, not a curated record
GUGCAAUUAUUAAUACAAUAUAUACAGGAAUCAAUCACAGACUCCCACUGCAAUUUUUAAUGCAAUAUAUACAAGAAUCACAGCUUUGUCCAAUCCAAUUUGCUCUGUGGUAACCUGAAGAACAGCAAGUGUGGGAGAAAGGAAUCCAAUCCUCUGCGAGUUCACAAGAAGCUCUUCUUUUAGGUUUACAGAGGUGGAAGUUGCUGUACUUUUGAUGCUCGAGAUGCAAACUAGAAUUUCUUUUGCAUACUUUUGUAUCGCCUUACAAUGUAUGAUCCAAAGCAUAAAUUCUUGUAACUGAAUAUUCAAUUAACUGUUCUUCCCUUGCGUUGGGGGGGUUAAAGGAAUGAAGUCUCGGUUCCUUUUGUUGCCUCUGUUCCUCCAUUUCAUCAUUCAAGCUACAUCUCAAGAACACUCCGAUGUGACGAUCGUAGUGAAGGGAUCUGCUCUAGUGGCCGAAACCAGUGAUAGUUUUGUUUGCGCAACUCUCGAUUGGUGGCCUCGCGAGAAGUGUAACUAUGAUCAGUGUCCAUGGGGAGAAUCUUCAGUCCUGAACCUGGACUUGACUCAUCCCUUUCUUGCAAAAUCCGUUGGAGCUUUUAGUCCAUUGCGGAUACGAAUUGGAGGUUCAUUGCAAGAUCAAGUUGUGUAUGGCUUUCCGAAUCCGGGGAGUCGAUGUCUUCCCUUUUCGAAGAUGAUUGGUGGUCUCUUUGGUUUUUCUAAAGGAUGUUUGAGCAUGGCAAGGUGGGAUGAGCUAAACCAUCUAUUUCAGAAGGCAGGAGCUGUUAUCACAUUUGGUCUAAAUGCACUAUACGGGAGGCACCGCGCGCAAGGCGAUAAGUGGGCAGGAGCUUGGAACUCUAGCAAUGCUCAAGAGCUCAUUAAGUACUCCAUAUCGAAAGGAUACAAUGUUGAUUCAUGGGAAUUCGGCAAUGAGUUGAGCGGGCAAGGUAUCGGUGCGAGUGUCAGUGUUGAGCAAUAUGCCAAAGAUUUGAUCGAGCUCAAAGCUAUCAUGAAAGAGUCGUACAAAUACAAAGGUUCGGUGGCAAAAUUGGUCGCUCCCGGAGGUUUCUUUGAUCAGCAAUGGUAUGCUCAGCUCCUGCGGGACUCUGGUUCAGGCACGAUCGAUGCCAUGACACAUCAUAUUUACAAUCUAGGUGCAGGUAAUGAUUCUCACAUACAAGUAAAGAUUAUGGAUCCACAGUACCUGAGUAGGGAAGCGGACACAUUCAGAAUUCUUCAACUCACUAUCGAGAGGAAUGGACCGUGGUCCUCUGCUUGGGUCGGCGAAGCUGGAGGUGCAUUCAACAGUGGCAAUCGGUUCGUGUCCAAUAAAUUUCUCAACAGCUUCUGGUACUUGGAUCAACUUGGCAUGGCAUCGAAGUACAACACCAAGGUUUAUUGCAGACAGACGUUGAUAGGAGGGAACUAUGGUCUCCUCGAUUUGAAUACUUUCGUUCCAAAUCCUGAUUACUAUAGUGCCCUACUAUGGCAUCGACUAAUGGGGAAAGGAGUGCUUUCUAUCGAUGUCGGUGGUUCGUCAUACUUGAGAGCCUAUGCCCAUUGCACGAAAGGAAAAGAAGGCAUCUCUGUGCUGCUGAUUAAUCUAAGCAAAUUCACCAGGUUCAGUGUGAGUGCCCUCAAUGUUCUCCAUGUCGAAGACGACGACGACGACGACUCCGACUCCGACUCCAUCAAAGCAUCAGUGGAGUUUGGAAACAGAGAAGAGUAUCAUCUCACAGCAAAAGAUGGCAACCAUUUGAGCCAAACUGUGUUGUUGAAUGGCACUCCAUUGGAGCUUACUGAAGAGGGAGGCAUUCCACCUCUGAAUCCUGUGAAUGCUAUUGCUAAAUCGCCUAUUGAUGUGGCUCCCUUGUCCAUUGCCUUUGUUGUCUUCCCCAACUUGGAUGCAAAAGCUUGCUUGAGAUAAUGCAACCAUAAAUUGUAGUAAAUAGCAGCUAAUUACUUUGUCAAAUUGUUGUUGUCCAACUCCAUAUUCAUGGAAUGAGUUGGAUAAGUUUCUCAUGCUUUUAAGAAGACAUAUUACUUUGUCAAUUGGUGAUU